CUCCCGUACACUAGAAACUUGACUUACCCUUCCUUCAACGCCUGAAAAAAGAAAGACGACCUUUUCCAAGCACAAGCACAAGAAGGGGGCACGCGUUUCUUGAUAGCUGUAUAAAGAUGUCUUUUGUUCCAGUCAAUCCCAAGCCAUUCUUACAGGAGCUGAUUGGGAAACCCGCGCUUGUUCGUCUAAAAUGGGGUCAGGAGUACCAAGGAACACUUCAAUCUGUGGACAGUUACAUGAAUAUUCAGCUUUUGAAUGCCGUAGAAUGGGUGAACGGUGAAAAAACUGGUGAUCUAGGCGAAAUUUUCAUCCGUUGUAACAAUGUUCUUUGGAUCAGUGAAAAAGUGCCCGAGGAACCCGAAAAAAACGAAUAGGGUGCUAGUGCCUUAGUUAGUUCAAGCAUAUAUCUAUGGUUUGGUAAAAUCUGCAUGUUAUAAUCUAAUUCCCUUAUGCGAUCUUUCCUGUGGUCUUUAUAAUACGUACUUUUUGUCUGAGGACUCUGUGAUAAUAAUGAUAAUGAAAAAAUACUUUCUUUUUAAACAGAAAAGAUAUUUACGUUUCUUCUUUUCACUAAAGAAUUAAGGCAUUGUUUUCUAUUCGCUUUUUUAAAAAAAUAAUAAAACCAUUCUCUAAGACAGUAGCAAAAGUGGGUUGCUGGC
Molecule: messenger RNA, 659 nt
Organism: Schizosaccharomyces cryophilus OY26
Lineage: Eukaryota; Fungi; Ascomycota; Schizosaccharomycetes; Schizosaccharomycetales; Schizosaccharomycetaceae
Product: Sm snRNP core protein Smf1
Exons: 2
Coding region: 117-374 (85 amino acids)
Biological process (GO): spliceosomal snRNP assembly; mRNA splicing, via spliceosome
Cellular component (GO): catalytic step 2 spliceosome; U1 snRNP
Molecular function (GO): RNA binding
Source: RefSeq, a predicted model, not a curated record